Colletotrichum acutatum is the source of this 1447-nucleotide messenger RNA. Its product is annotated as MIP family channel protein. The record is from RefSeq and is a predicted model, not a curated record. NCBI's taxonomy places the organism in Eukaryota, Fungi, Ascomycota, Sordariomycetes, Glomerellales, Glomerellaceae. Bases 388 to 1272 code for a protein of 294 amino acids. Gene Ontology annotation, biological process: water transport; transmembrane transport. Gene Ontology annotation, cellular component: plasma membrane. Gene Ontology annotation, molecular function: water channel activity. The transcript has 3 exons.
CGAUGAUUGGGAGCGCCAGGCUAAAUGUCUCACCAUGGGGGUACCACUGACGUGCGCACCGCAUCACGAAGAGUCAUUAGAGCCGCUUGCAGUUAAACACGCUCCAAGCCACACCCGUUGAGCUAAACCCCCAACGGAGAAUUUCUGGCACGGCGUUUUGUGAUAUUCCUUUGUGUUUACCCCCUGCGGCUGCUUUUCCCACAUACCUAAAGUAGGUACAAUGUCGCCAUCAUACAUGUUCAAAAGGGUCCCCUCCCUUGCACUCGGAUGUUUCUCCCUUCCACCCAUGCCCCUUGAUGGUGAUAGCGCAGCCAGCGUCGACGCAAGCAAGUGAUUCAGAAACCAACAGAGACAGACAGGGAGAUAGAGAGAGAGGAGAGUUUAAAGAUGUCGAAACCCCAGGACCGCCAUCACGAUCACGCCAAUGGGCAGCACCACGAGAUUCCCAAAACACAUCUCAGCACCAUGGGAGGCCACCUCGUCGCCGCCUCGGGCGAGUUCGUCGGCACCUUUUUCUUUCUGUACUUUGCGUACGCAGGCAACAUUAUGGUGAUCAAGCAGGGAGUUUCCUCGGCCGGUGAUGGUACGCUGAGCAGUGAGGGCGUAGUCUUUAUCGCUCUGUCAUACGGUCUCUCUCUGCUCGUCAACGUCUGGACCUUUUACCGCAUCAGUGGCGGUCUCUUCAAUCCUGCGGUCACUCUAGGCCUUUCUCUCGGCGGUCAAUUGCCAUGGAUGCGGUCCGCUUUCCUCGUGCCGGCCCAGAUGCUGGCCGCGAUGUGUGCCGGCGGACUGGUUGAAGCCAUGUUUCCGGGUCAAGUUUCGCAGGCAAACUCCCUGCUUGGCAUUGGGACGUCUGUUGCCCAGGGUCUCUUCCUUGAGAUGUUUUUCACCGCGCAGCUCGUCAUUGUUGUUUUCAUGUUGGCCGUGGAGAAGUCUCGCGAUACCUUCCUCGCACCAAUCGGUGUCGGACUGGCUCUGUUCAUGAUCCUCAUUCCAGGCGUCUGGGUCACUGGUGGUUCCCUUAACCCCGCCCGCAGCUUCGGAUGUGCCGUCGCGGGCAGGUCGUUCCCCAACUAUCACUGGAUCUACUGGCUUGGGCCAUGCAUGGGAGCUGCCCUCGCAGCUGUGUAUUACCGGUUUGUGAAGUGGGCUCACUACGAAGAGGCCAACCCUGGUCAGGAUCUACCAGCAGACCCGAAGGACCUUGCUGCAGCUCACCCGGGAAACCAUGGGCUACCUCAUAGCUUGAUACCUCAUCGCCACGAAGUCUGAUAACGAUCAGAACAUGUAUAAUUAAUGGUCCUGCGGUAUCAGGAUGGCAUAUUGUUCUUGUCUGGCGACAACAAGGCACAAAUAAUCAAUCGAGGGACGGGAUACAGCAUGAGGCUGGUAGUUUACAGGGUUAAUGGCAUUAUGAGCAUUUUGAAUCAACAUGAAGUUUCGGAUU